AUGAAAAUUAUGGUUGAAGUCAGGAAAACAGAUGAAAGAAGUUCCCUCAUAGAUAAAUGUGAAAAUUUAUCGGAUACUCCUAUAGAAAGAAAUGAAUCUUCACAUUUCCCUAUUACCAACGAAUCUAGAAACAUAUUUUCGCUGAUAGAUAACUUUCUCUGGGUUGAGCUAUCUUUGCUUACGAAUGUUUUCCUUUCUGGAUUUGACGGGACAGUGGCUGCUUCCAUAUACACCACCAUUGGCAAUGAAUUUGGAGCAAUGAAUUUAGCUUCUUGGAUUACCACUUCAUAUUUAAUUACUUCGACUGCCUUUCAGCCUUUGUAUGGAUCAUUUUCUGAUAUCAUUGGAAGAAGAAAAUGUGUGAUAUUUGCUAUUAUUUGCUUUUUAGUCGGAUGUAUUGGCUGUUCUAUAGCCAAAAGCAUGCUAGUGUUAAACUUAAUGAGAGCAUUUACAGGAAUUGGUGGCGGUGGUUUGAUAAAUCUUUCAACUAUUAUUAAUUCAGAUAUUGUUAUUCCAGAGAAAAGAGGUUUGUUCCAAGCUUGCCAAAAUCUACUCUUAGGGUUUGGUGCUAUCUGUGGUGCUUCAUUGGGGGGACUGAUUGCUCAGUCAUUAGGUUGGAGAUGGUGUUUCAUAAUUCAAAUUCCUCCAGCAUUAAUAAGUGUCUUCAUUAGCCUUAAUAAUAUUCCAAACCAACCAGGAUUUGAUGCUAUUUCUAAUUCCUCUAUGAAAGUUAUAUUUACAAAAAUUGACAUUAAAGGUUCCAUCAUAUUAGUAACAGCGCUCACUUUUCAACUUUUUGUUUUGACCUUAGGAGGGAAUGCCUUGAAUUGGAGCGAUUAUAGGUUAAUAUGUUUAGGAAUAAGCGGGAUUUCCUUGUUGGUAUAUUUUUUGUACGUUGAAUACAAUACAACAGCGAAUCCUAUAAUUCCUAUAAAAAAAUUUGAAGGGUUAUUUCCAAUUUGUCUUAUUGGUUUUAAUUUCUGGAUUGGUUUGGCAAGUUAUGCGUACCUUUUUAUUUUACCACUAUUAUUCCAAAUUGAACUUGGUGAUACUCCAACCAAAGCCGGGUUUAGACUUAUUUUUCCUGCACUUUCUACUCCUAUAGGUGGUGUACUUGCAGGUGUAACUAUGGCUAGAUUCAAUUGUUUGAGACUACUUGUUUAUUCUGGUUCAUUUAUUAUGAGUGUUGGUAACUUCCUUGUCUUACUAAUUAAUAAAAACACCAAGCCGUGGCUUUUGAAUCUUCUUUUGAUGCCGGCUAAUAUUGGUCAAGGAUUAGCGUAUCCGAGUAGUUUGUUCACUUUUAUUUUUGCUUAUGGAGCAUCGAACCAAGCGACGUCUACAUCUGUUGUUUAUCUACUGAGAAGUAUUGGAGGUGUGUGGGGUGUUGCUGGAGUUUCAGCAAUAAUUCAACUAAUUACCAACUAUAAAGUAUCCAAGGAUUUACAUAAUUUGGGAGAGUUAAACGAUGGUGAGAUCAAUGAAAUACUAAAUGAUUUGAAAAGGUCAACUGAGGCUGCAUUAAAGUUACAAGACAAUAUCAAAUGGAUUGUACUCGAAGAUUAUGAGUCUGCAAUUAAAAUAGGGCAGGCUGUCUCUGUCAUUUGCUGUGCACUAGCAUUUUUUUUAUUCUUUUUAAGUGACAUUUUAAAAACUAAACCCAAACUGGCGUCACUGUAA
Debaryomyces tyrocola is the source of this 1680-nucleotide messenger RNA. The record is from the annotation of a GenBank genome assembly. Lineage: Eukaryota; Fungi; Ascomycota; Pichiomycetes; Serinales; Debaryomycetaceae.